AUGCAGAACACAGAGAACAACACUCUGACAGUUAACCCUCAAUGCUCCUAUAAGGAGGAUGACACACACAGCUUGCCAAGAAUCAAGUCUAGAUGCACAACAUUGUCUAGAGCAUCUAGUCAAACAAAUCUGACUUCAGCUAGCGCAGAUUCAGCAAGAUCUAAGCGUACUAGUUCUAGACAUUCAAGCAUCACCAGUCUGUCAUCGGCUAGCGACAAAGCGACUAAGGCAAGAGCAAAAGCAGAGGCAGCUUGCGCCAUGGCUUCUUAUGCGGAGCAAGAAGCUGAAUUGAUGAGAGAAAAAGCAAAGAGUGAAUCUGAAGCACUCAAAAAGAAAGCAGAAGUGGAAGCAUCUUUACACUUACUCAAACAGCAGAAAAACGCUGCAGCAGCUUUAGCCGAGGCAGAAGUUUUCACAAGGGCUGCCGAAGCUCAGUACGAUGGCAUAGAAAACCAGACGUCAUCCCACAGCGCAAUCCAGCGCACCCGUGAGUACGUACAGUCACAAGCAACCAUGUACACCGACCAGCAGUCCAACGACGCACCUAGGUCUUCAUUGACUCCACUAGCAAUAAGCAACUUUGAUACUACGCAACAUUGCAAGGCUGAAUCAGGAUCCCAGAGUGGGAAGUCAAGUGGUCGCAUGCUCGGAGACCAAUCUGCCAACCCUCCAAGAGUGCAAACGGAUGCUCGCGUACUCCCUCCUCAAGCAAAUACAAGUCUGGACUAUAGCAGAAAGACUUACAACAGACGAGAACAACCACCUAAACAAAGUGGAUUCAGUCAAGCGCCUCAUCAGCCUUACCAGCAGCAGCCAUACCCUGAGUUUACACCCGAGAUGUAUUCGCCAGACGCAACAAGUGCUAUAGAAGUGGCAAAAUUCCUGAUGCACCAUGAGAUAGUAGGCGCUGGUCUCAUGAAAUUCGAUGACCGUCCAGAAAACUACUGGGCCUGGAAGUCAUCUUUCCUGAGUGGUACCCAAGACUUAAAUCUGACAGAGAAAGAAAAGUUUGACCAGCUCGUCAGAUGGCUAGGACCAGAGUCCACUGAGCAAGCCCAAAGGAUCAGAUCAGUACAUGUUCAUGACGCAGCAGCAGGACUUGCAAUGGUGUGGCGGAGACUAGAACAAUGCUAUGGAUCACCUGAAGUGAUCGAGGAUGCUCUGCUGAAAAGGAUAGAAAACUAUCCAAGAAUAACAAGUAAGGAUUACCAAAAGCUGAGAGGUUUGGGAGACCUACUCUUAGAAAUAGAAGCCGCUAAGUCUAGUGGAUAUCUGCCAGGUCUCUCAUAUCUGGAUACAGCACGUGGAGUUGAGCCCAUAAUCGAGAAACUUCCUUACAACUUGCAAGAAAGGUGGGUAGCUCAAGCUUCAAGAUACAAGAAAGAUCAUCGAGUUGCAUUUCCACCGUUCGCCUUCUUCGCUGAAUUCAUAGAAGACCAAGCUGAAAUACGCAAUGACCCAAGCUUUGCUUUCCUGAACAAGAGAACGGCAAGCUUCCCAAAGGUAGAGCAGAAACCUCCAGGGCUUUACAAAGAACGCAGAGCAACAGUUUCUGUAAGGAAGACAGAAGUUCCGCCUGAAUCUGCAGCCAAUCAGGAAGACAACACAAGGAAGAAAGUUGAGGAGCCAGACAAAAUAUGUCCUAUCCACAACAAGCCUCAUCCACUAAGAAAAUGUCGCAGUUUCAGAAGUAAGACAUUAGAAGAGCGCAAAGCUUAUCUUAAAGACAAUCGCAUUUGUUUCAAAUGCUGCGCUUCAAUUCAGCAUCUUGCAAAAGACUGUACAAAAACAAUACAAUGCGCAGAGUGUAACAGUGACAAACACUUGUCAACACUGCACCCGGGACCACCACCAUGGAAACAAGAAGUUCCGGCAACUCAAGAAGACCAUGGUGGGGAGCAAGGCGAGAGUACAAUGCCAGCAGUAACCUCAAAGUGCACUGAGAUCUGUACAGAGCAGGGCCGCUCAAGAUCAUGCUCCAAGAUAUGCUUAGUCAAGGUGUAUCCAGCAGGUUUCAGAGAGAAGGCAAUCAAAAUGUACACAGUCUUGGAUGAACAGAGUAACAGAUCUCUGGCAAAAACAGAAUUCUUUGACCUCUUCGGUGACAAAGGAAGUCCAACUCCAUACACCUUGAAGACUUGUUCUGGAGUUGUAGAGACAAUAGGGAGAAGAGCAAAUAACUACAUCAUCGAGUCAUUAGAUGGAAAGACAAAGGUGACUCUUCCUACCCUCAUAGAAUGUGAUGAGAUACCAGACGACAGGUCAGAGAUUCCCACACCUGAAGUUGCUCGUCAUCACCCACAUCUGGUGCGAAUAGCAGACCAAAUACCAGCACUAGAUCCAGAUGCUGCAAUUACCCUUCUACUCGGGAGAGAUAUUCUCAGAGUGCACAAAGUCAGAGAACAGUACAAUGGGCCACACAAUGCACCAUUUGCACAACGCCUUGAUCUCGGAUGGGUCAUCGUUGGAGAAGUAUGUCUAGACGGACUGCACAAACCAGCAAAGGUAAAUGUCUACAGAACACAUCUGUUGCAGAAUGGUCGUACAUCUUGUCUUUGCCCAUGUACCAACAGUCUACACAUUAAAGAGAGAUUAGAUAACCCAAAACAUCAUCGAAGUAUACAGAGGUGCAUGGAAGACUUAGCCUCAACUGGAAAUACAGAUAAACUGGGUUGUAAGGUGUUUGAAAGAACACGAGACGACGACAAGCCAGCACCCUCGGUGGAAGAUACCCUCUUCCUUGAGAUCAUGGACAGAGAAGUCUACAGAGACAAGUCAGGCAGCUGGGUAGCCCCUCUACCCUUCCAGUCACCACGCCAUCGCCUUCCUGACAACAGGGUACAAGCAGAGAAACGCUUCAGUUUGUUGCAGCGCACUCUACAAAGAAAGCCAAAUAUGAAGAAACACUUCCAAGCCUUCAUGCAAAAGAUUUUUGACAACAAGCAGGCAGAAAGGGCACCACCACUACAAGAAAACCAAGAACACUGGUACUUACCAAUAUUUGGGGUGUAUCAUCCUCAGAAACCAGGUCAGAUACGUGUAGUAUUUGACUCUAGUGCGAAGCACGAAGGCAUCUCAUUAAAUGACGUCCUUCUCAGCGGACCUGACCUGAACAACACACUCCUUGGAGUACUCAUCAGGUUCAGAAAAGAACUCGUAGCAGUAACAGCAGAUGUACAACAGAUGUUCUACUGUUUCUUCGUUCGAGAAGAUCACAGAGACUACUUAAGGUUCCUGUGGUAUGCAGACAAUGACUUUAACAAAGACAUCACAGCGUACAGGAUGAAGGUACAUGUGUUUGGAAACAGCCCUUCCCCAGCUGUAGCUAUCUACAAUCUGAAACGAGCAGCACAGCAAGGUGAAAGACAUGGUCAAGAAGCCAAACAGUUCGUCAUGAAGAACUUCUACGUGGACGAUGGACUUGCUUCUUUCUCCAGCAACGAAGAAGCUAUUAACGUCCUGAAAAGUACAAAAGAAAUGUUGGCAGAAUCCAACAUAAGAUUAAACAAGGUAGCUUCCAACAGCUACAGAGUCAUGGAAGCAUUUCCAAUGGAAGACCGUGCUAAAGACCUCAAAGACUUAGAUCUAGGAACAGAAUCACCACCCUUGCAAAGAAGUCUUGGGCUUAGUUGGGACCUAAAGACUGACAGUUUCACCUUCAGGGUCUCCAGAGAAGAGAAACCAUUCACAAAAAGAGGCGUCCUAUCUACAGUCAACAGUCUUUAUGACCCCCUGGGAUUCGUAGCACCCAUCAUCAUGCAAGGCAAAGCUCUUUUGAGACAGAUCACUACUGAGCAAGAACAAAUUGACUGGGACGUACUUCUUCCUGAAGAGAAGCAAAUGCAGUGGAAGUUGUGGAAAGACUCAUUGUUAGAGCUUGAACAACUCAACAUUCCAAGACCGUACGUAUUUGUUUCCUUGUCUGCUACAAAGAGGAGAGAAUUAUGCGUAUUCUCUGACGCUUCCACUAUGGCUAUUGCAGCUGUAACUUACCUUAGGGUAAUAGACACUGAGGGACAAAGCCAUGUUGGGUUCAUCAUGGGAAAAUCUAAACUAGCUCCCAGACCUGCUCACACUGUCUCACGUCUAGAACUUUGUGCUGCUGUCUUAGCGGUAGAGAUGGCAGACAUGAUUACUACUGAACUGGACAUUGAGAUCCAUGCAGUGAACUUUUAUACAGACAGCAAGAUUGUGUUAGGAUAUAUUCACAACGCUUCAAAAAGAUUUUACACAUACGUGACCAACAGAGUGACACGUAUCAGAAAGUCUACAAGUCCAGAUCAGUGGCAUCACAUCAGCACAGACAAGAACCCAGCUGAUCAUGGGACAAGAUUGGUGUCAGCCGCUGUACUCAAGCAAACUAACUGGUUCGUAGGUCCAUCGUUUCUUGGUAAGCCAGAAACCAAAGAGACUACUCAGGUAGAGACCUUUCAGCUCAUAGAACCAGAUCAAGACAAAGAGGUAAGACCUCAAGUUGCAGUUUGUAAGACUUUAGUUACCAGAGACAGUCUGGGCGCCCAUAGAUUUGAAAGGUUUUCCAGUUGGAAGUCUUUAACCCGUGCAAUCGGAAAACUUAUCUGUCUAGCUAGAUACUCCUGCAGAGCUACUAAUACUGAUCAGCGUAGCAACGACCAUCUUGAACAAGCUAAGGUCGCGAUCAUCAAAUGCAUCCAGCAGGAAGUCUUUAAAGAAGAAAUUCAAAGCCUUCUGAAAAAGGAAGAGAUUUCUCGACUCAGUUCGCUCAAGAAGUUGAACCCUAUCCUCGACGAAAACGGAGUACUAAGAAUUGGAGGUCGUUUGUCGGCAGCAGAUAUGACUAUUCAAGAGAGACAUCCCUUCAUCAUACCUAAGAAUCAUCACAUCGCUCUUCUUCUGGUAAGACACUAUCAUGAGCAAGUUGCACAUCAAGGACGACACUUCACUGAAGGAGCAGUACGGUCAGCAGGAUUGUGGAUCAUAGGAGGUAAGAGACUAGUCUCCAGCGUGAUCAGCAAAUGCGUUACCUGUAAGAAGAUUAGAGGGAAACUUGAGGUUCAGAAGAUGUCAAACUUACCUGCAGACAGACUUGCUUCAGAUCCUCCGUUCACUCACGUAGGUCUAGACGUUUUUGGACCAUGGAACAUCUCUUCUCGCAAGACCAGAGGAGGCAGUGCCGAAAGUAAACGUUGGGCUGUUCUGUUCUCCUGUCUGAGUACUAGAGCAGUUCAUAUUGAAGUGAUUGAAUCUUUAUCCACUUCAAGUUUCAUCAAUGCCUUGAGAAGAUUCUUCUCUAUCAGAGGACCAGCGAAAUUGAUUCGUUCAGACCGUGGCACAAACUUUAUUGGGGCCUGCAAGGAGUUGAAGAUCAUCUCUACAGACUCUGAAACAGGUUCCUAUCUUCAAGAUCAAGGAUGCACUUGGACUUUUAAUCCUCCACACGCAUCGCAUAUGGGAGGAGCCUGGGAGAGGAUGAUUGGAGUAGCUCGUCGUAUUCUGGAUGCCAUGCUCCUGAAGGUUGGGUCUACUCGCCUCACUCAUGAAGCUUUGACUACACUAAUGGCUGAAGUCAUGGCCAUUAUGAACGCCAGACCUUUGGUUCCAGUGUCUACAGAUCCGGAGAUGCCGUCAGUCUUGACACCCGCAAUGCUGCUGACCCAGAAGAUGGAACCAGUGACAGCUCCCUCAGGAGACUUUGACCUCAAGGACUUGUACACCAAGCAAUGGAGACAAGUUCAAAGUCUUGCGGACAUUUUCUGGAAGAGGUGGAGACAGGAAUACCUGGUGACACUCCAGCCACGCAAGAAAUGGCAAGAUGACAAACCCAACUUACAAGUUGGAGACAUUGUCUUAUUAAAAGACACUCAGGCCCACAGGAACGAAUGGCCUAUUGGACUCAUUGUGGGGACUGAUCCUAGUAGUGAUGCUAGAGUUAGAAAGGUUGAAGUUAGAAUUGUUAGACAGGGCAUUCCCAAGGUGUAUGCUAGGCCAAUUUCCGAAGUAGUUUUACUUCUGUCCAAAGGUUAGUGGCAUAACAAAAGGUAUGCCAGGUGGGGAGUGUGCUGCCUUUGCAAUGUAUAUUACAUGCUUGGCACUCAGCAGUGUCUGUUUCUUUAAGACCCUCCAUUUUCUUGAUGCCUAGAGGCGGGUCUUCUCUGUAUGUCUAAGGCUUGCUGGGACAUUUCCUGUUUCAUUCCAGCUCUAGCUACUGUAGUGACCAGAUCCACAAGACAUCUUAAAGCUAUCACAAUUUGCAAACCUGACGAACACCAAAGCCUGUGAGUAAAGGGGUUUUGCUAGUUCAGCUUGUGUAGAGGGAUGCUAGACAUUGCAGAUAGAUAAUGUGUGUUUCAGAGUAGUAGGCAAGCACAUGUUAGGCCUAUCUUUUGUAUUAGCUAUGUAUAAUGUAUGUUGCUUGAAUAGCCAUGCUUACAUUUGUUUUCUAUGUUUGUUUCACAGUUUUACCAUAUCAUAUCAAAUCAAAUCAUAUCAAAUCACAUCACAUCUCAUCCCAUAUCAUCAUACUAUUGUACACAUUCCUGUUCAUUAUAUCUCAGUAAAGAUUGCAUCAGUUCAACAAC
Messenger RNA from Rana temporaria (common frog), 6557 nucleotides. RefSeq lists its product as uncharacterized. The transcript has 2 exons. Gene Ontology annotation, molecular function: nucleic acid binding. Gene Ontology annotation, biological process: DNA integration. NCBI's taxonomy places the organism in Eukaryota, Metazoa, Chordata, Amphibia, Anura, Ranidae. The record is from RefSeq and is a predicted model, not a curated record. The coding region runs from base 1 to 6003 and encodes 2000 amino acids.